Molecule: messenger RNA, 1572 nt
Organism: Impatiens glandulifera
Lineage: Eukaryota; Viridiplantae; Streptophyta; Magnoliopsida; Ericales; Balsaminaceae
Exons: 4
Coding region: 1-1572 (523 amino acids)
Source: RefSeq, a predicted model, not a curated record
AUGGGUCGUGAUGCGGUACUGUUCAAACUAUACUCUCAAGUGGACUUUGAUGAGAUUCGGCAACAUGGAACAACCGAGGCAAAAGACGUAAUUGACCGACUCAUUAAAACCGGUCUGGGAUAUUUUCUGGAGGGACCUCACGUAAUCUACAAGAACGCGGUUGAAGAGUUCUUCAAAACCGCAACCGUUUCCUACGACAGGAUCCUCGCAACGGUUUGCGGCUCCCAAAUAGAAAUCACCGAAGCUGUAGUGGCCGAAAGUCUGCAUCUCCCAACCACCGGUAUGGACGCAACAGCGGAGAUGGACGAUGACGUUUUUAAGAUGGCUUGCCACCGUGUAUCUGCAACAAACAAGCCGGUUCCCACAUCCGGAAAGAAACAACUGCUGAAACCGGAGCUCAUCCCGGCGUGUGACGUCUUUGCUAGGGCGAUACUGGGCAAAUUGGAAAUACGCCAAGAGAUAGAGCGGUUAGAAGCUAUAUGCAAUCAGAAACAAGUUCCGGUGUAUACCGCUCCGGUCAUCGAAGAUUUUCAAAUAGACUGGACAACAGAGGACACUGUGACACCAAGGGACAUUGAGACACCACUGCCAGAAAAUGAUGAGGUACCGACUUCGAAGUCUGUUGAGGUCCAAACUUUGGAGGAUGCGGUUCCAAACCCAGACGAUGCGGUUCAAGACCUGGAAGCUGAGAUACCGACAUUGGGAGUUGAAGCUCCAAACUCAGAAAUUGAGGUAAUAAACUUAGAGGAUUCGGCUCAAUUAGAACCUCCAAAUGAAGAGGAGGCACCGAUAAAUCUUGACGAAAGAGCCGAUCCAGAUCCUACCAAGCAGUCCCAUCCUACACCACCUCCGGUAGUCACCGCUCCAGCGCCCCCUCAGGAAUGGAUUGAUGACCUAUUUCAAAAAUUUGAAGUAGUUGUUUCGAAGCGGAUUGAGGACCGACUCCGGCAGUUUGACACUUCAAUAUCAGAGAAGAUUGAUGACCGCAUACUUGACCACAACGUCUCCAAGCUUCAACCGCUCAAGGAUAGAUGCGAAAACAUUUUCGAUACGGCUAUGAAGUUCGCCAAUGCGACGAAGCUGGUUGUGGAUCACACUCAAACACGCCUGGAGCAACUCAGCACCGGACUAUGGGAAGAGGCCGGUGAGCGAGAAAACUGUGCUCAGCAUAUUGCAGCUCUGGAGGGUCUCACGUCGGAAUUAAAGAAGGAUUUCGAACGGGAAAGGCUGGACGCCGAGGUUAGCAGAGACAAAGAGGCGCCACGAGCGACUCAGCUGACCGAAGAAGAAAUAGAGGCCGAAAGAAUAAGAAGGGCUGAGAGCAUGUAUCCAGGGUAUGCUGAGCAAAUAGCAAGACAAGCUGCGGAUGAUGCCGAACGACUGGAGAGACAAAAACGUGGGCUGGAAGAGUUCUCCGAAGCGAACAAGAAGAAAAAGAAAGUGGCCCCCUCCGCUUCAGCACCGGCCGCCUCUGCCUCAGAACCGAAGAAGAGAAAGAAGCCGACUAGUAAGAAAGUUCGGAUUGUGGAGACGCUCAAUAUAAUUUCUGACCCGGUCGAGACGGGAUGGUAG